UUCUCAGCAUGAUAUUAUCUGUUUUGAAGAUUUCCUUUUUCAUCUACCUUAUAGCAGCUGACGAAGUUACCCUAUUCAACCUUGGAGAAACCCAUCAAGAUGAUUGGUACUCCACCCAGAAUGAUCAAGAUGAUGAUCUGGGUGCAAAGAAGUGGAUGGGCGUAAGCAAUCCUUUCCAGUUUCAUGUGUGCCAACUGUCUGGAAUAAAACAAGAUAAUUUUCUCAGAACACCCUUCAUUUAUACACGUGAUGUGACCUUUGUUUAUGUUAACAUUCAGUACACACUCACUCCGUGUACAGAAACUAAGGAAGGUGUACGUCGCGCAAACUGUGCUCAAUCCUUUCAUUUGCAUCUAAAAGAGAGCGACAACCCUAAUGAGCUGGGUACAGUUGACGAGUACAAUUACCGCCUCGCUAAUGAGAAAGUCACUGCCAUCGUACCCUCAGCGUUUAACACCUAUGUAUGGAACACAGUUGAAGUUCAGCUCUCAGGUAAUCAUGAGGGAGUCUUCUUCGCUAUACGAGAUGUAGGCGCUUGUAUCCGUAUAAAGAGUUUCCUUGUUAAGUACAGAUACUGCCCAGAUAGGGUUAUCAAUGCUGUGAGGUAUAACGAGACAAUACUAAACGGAAAACAAGAUAUUCAGGUGGCUGGUACUUGCGUGGACAACUCCACACAUCCUGUUAAUCGACCCCCUAUAACACUCUGCAAGACAUCAGCUGAUAGUAACGCAGUACCAGGAUACUGGUACGACAGCUUCCAGAAGUCUGGUUGUUACUGCGACCGAGGCUUUUGGCUGAGCAACAACGUUUGCGAAGAGUGCGAGUCAGGGUACUACAAGAAAAGUCCUGGAAACAUUGACACGUGUCAAAAGUGUCCCCCUAACUCCUUCUCCAUGCCUGGCUUCACCUAUAAGUGUGAGUGUCAGAGAGACUAUCAGAGAGCUAACGCUUCCAACUUGGAUGAAGCUUGUAUUGAACCCCCGGACCCACCAAGUGGGAUCGUCCUGCUGACCAAUAGCCCGACCUCUCUUAUCUACCAAGUUCCGGAGAUCGCUCCCGAACUUAGAUAUCAGAUCCGGAUAUCUAGGAAGGAUAAAACUACGGGCAAUGUUUAUGAUAUAGAACGGGAGAUUGAGAUGGAGAUUAACCAGGUCUCGAUUGCAGAUCUAGAUCCAGAUGAAGACUACAUUAUCUCCUUCAAAGUAUGUAACGGCUCCGUUGAGAGUGUCUCUGAGGUGUUCUAUGUGACGACCCAAUCAGAUGGUCCCUUCAUGAACAUGUACCUCAUCAUCAUUGCAUGUUUGGUGGGGCUUGUAUUCCUCAUCGUUAUCAUUGCUAUCGCUGUCUUCUGUAAUCGCAAAAAGAAAGAGAGAAAGAGACGGUUUGGUAACUUUGGGGACGCCAGGGACCCAAUGUUGGAACAUGGCAAGCUGGGAACAAUAUCUACCCGGAGUGGGUCACUACAGUACAACCGCAGAACUUACGUUCCUAUUACCAAAUACGCUGAUCCUCAGGACGCGCUGUGCAAGAUGGCGAGAAACCUUGACCCAAAUCAUAUUCAGCUGGACAAGGUCUGCGGCCAGGGUCAGUUUGGAGACGUCUGGAAGGGUACGUUUACACUGCCAGGCUGCAAGCCCAAGGAGAUCGCUGCCAAAAUACUCAAAGAUAGCACACUUCUCGAUCAGAAACGAGAAUUCCUUGCCGAAGCCGCAAUCAUGGUACAAUUUGAAGAUCCAAAUGUUAUCGAACUAAUUGGAGUUGUAACGCGGACGGAUAAAUUCAUGAUAGUAACAGAAUUUAUGAAAAACGGUAGUCUUAAAGAGUAUUUAAAGGAAGUUAAAUGUUUAAGGACAGUAAUAGAACUGCUAUCCAUGGCUCGAGGGAUAGUAUCAGGGAUGAAAUACCUCAGUGAGAUGAAUUUUGUUCAUCGGGACCUCGCAGCUCGGAACAUCCUAGUGGACGAGUUCGGUGUUUGCAAAGUGUCCGACUUUGGGUUGUCCCGCAUGUUGGAAGAAGAUUCUCAGUAUUAUAAGCCACAUUUGGGCGGUAAAAUCCCAGUGAGAUGGACUGCACCAGAAGCUAUAACACACUGGAUGUACACACAUUACAGUGAUGUGUAUAGCAUGGGCGUGGUCUUAUGGGAGAUCUUCACAUGGGGAGCAGAGCCCUGGGGCAACGUUUCUAAUGAUAUGGUUCUAAAGUACCUUAAAGACAACAUAAAGCUGCCUAAACCAGAGGCUUGCCCGGACGUGGUUUACAACAUUAUGUUAACCUGCUGGCUGGACUACACCAAGAGGCCCACUUUCCACCAGCUACACUCUGAGUUUGAUAAACUUAUCCUCUCUUCCAUUGACAGAAACAGUGGUUUUCCUAACCUAAUGAAGCAGUAUGCAAACACUGAAGAUCGGCUGAUGUCCGUAUCUGAGUGGUUACAUGGGAUGGGGCUGGCUCAAUAUGAGUCCCACUUUAUGAACACAGGAUGGGACACUAUCGACAGAGUUGUUCUGAUGGAGGACGAAGAUCUCCACAAAAUCGGCAUCACACUUGCUGGUCACCAAAAGAAGAUCAAAACUGCCAUCGACUUCAUGAAGUCCAGCACCAAAUCCAGCCAUCACAAUUUCCUGAGCAUGACCCCGGAGGGGUCGCUUCCGCGGUGCAACACGCUGCCCCCCUCGCUCUCGUCACCCUGCUUACCAGCGCCGCGCUUUGGGACUAUGACGUAGGAACUAGGUGGCGGGAGGCGAGUUCUCCCCUGCUGAGUGAGAUUUGUUUUGUUUUUAGAGAUGUGCACUCCGAGGUAAGAUCAGAUAGCGCAGCUCUCACCCUGAGCAAGAGAGAGAGAUAAUGUUUGUGUGUGCAAGAGAUUAGAUCCACAUAAAAACUGAUGAAGUGACUGCAGUACGUGUCCUUCACGUGCCCGUCACGUGUCCGAGGUGAUUUAAGAAGUGCUGAGAUGAAAAAAGAUUCUAAUCGUUUGAGAGAUUGAGUUGUGUGGCAGAGGUCGCACCUCCCUCCCUCAACACACUGACAUGCGACGCGAUCACGUGAUUGGAGUUAAUUUAGACUGCUGUGCAGAUUUAUUUGCAGAAACUGUAUUAAUAUCUAUCGUUAAUUUUGCUUCUUUGUUUCUAUUCCUCGUGUUCAAGGGCUUGGAAUUUGAUUGUUUUUUUGAUGAAUUUCCCCUUUCAAUUUUGAUUUUACAAACUUUCGCAAAAUAUACUGACUCGUUGCGUUUGGGAUUCAAACAACCUUUUAAGCAAUAUAUAAUUUAUCAAGUGAUAUAGCAAAUACGUUAUGUUAAAUAGGAACGAUUUUUAGGGAACACUUUUGCAUAGAUAGGUUCAAAUAUUUGAUAUAUUGAUAUGGUAACUGUAAUAUACAUACAUUAGGCGAUGUACAUUGUACAUUAGGUGAUGUAUUCAUUUAGGUGAUUGAUUUUAACGAAAACCUUAGAUUUAAUUAGAUUAUCUAUAUUAUAUUUGGCAACGUUUUAAAAACUAAGAUUGUUGCCGUCUCUUCAACUAGACAAAGCGGCCAUUUCCGAACGAACAUUCCUUCGUUUAGUGUUUUUCCUUCUAAUUCAUGAAUAAUAAGGGGGUUAUUAUGGAUUUAGGGUCUGAAACGGUCGCUUAUAUAGACGAAUUUGUAAAUGUAAAGAUUUUCACAGAGUCAUAUUAUUAGCGCCAUUCAAAACAGUAGCGAAAUACAUGAUCCUUCCGAAAACCACCAUUUUGGUAAGAGUUUAUGUUUUGUCCUCGCAGAGAGGAACCAUCUAAAAAAUUUGGUCGACAAUUUUAGCAUGACCAAAUCCCGCUUCUAAUCUCUAGGAAGGUACCGUGUAGUUCGCCGAGAUGUUUGGUUUUAUACAACCGAAAGUCUCACUUUAUUUUUGUUUGAUUUUUACAACGUUUUUAUUUAUACCAUAAUAUAUAGACUCAUCGACAUGAUUUAUAUAAUUCAAUGUUUAUUGCGUUUCAUAUAGUUUAUCUAUUAAUAGAUAUAUUAAAUAUAUUAUUAUAUUACUCAUCUUCACCGUAACACGUUACAACAUUUUUAUUUUGUCCAACUCUGAUUUUUCAUCCAAUUUAUAUGUUCCGAAACCGUUAUUCUUUUUUUGUUUUUAUGCGCUCAGGUCAUUGAUACGUUUUACCGAUGAUUUGUCACGCAGCAAAUUUAAAUAUUAAAGUGAAUUAACUUGGAAAUAGAUAAGCUGACUGUUGAAAAAAUAUUAAGAAAGCGUUGCUUGAAUAUUUUUAGAGUGAAGCUUAGUUUUUGAAGUUUUUUUUUCCAUUUUUGAAUGUUAAGUAUUUAAUGUGGAAGGUUUACAGAUCAGGCUACGAUUUGUUAAUUAAUUAACUAAUUAAAUAAGUAAUUAGUUAGUUAAUUAAGUAAUUGGUCAAUCAGUAGAGUCAACUGAUGGGUAAAAUAACCGAUCAGUAAUUUUAGCUAAUAUUUAAAAGAAUACAGAUACACUGUACGGGAAAACACAACGACCAUUUUCGGCCAUAAUUGUCGUCGACAAUAAAAUUUGGCCUGACUGACAUUUUGAAAGAUGGUGGUUGUGUCACGCCCAUCUUUAUCAGAGUUGUAGAGUCUUUAGUUGGUUCUGAUCUGAGAAAUCCAAUAUAGCUCAUACAUUAUUUGAAACUGUUAUGUUUAAAGCUAAAUUAUCA
Molecule: messenger RNA, 4673 nt
Organism: Bolinopsis microptera
Lineage: Eukaryota; Metazoa; Ctenophora; Tentaculata; Lobata; Bolinopsidae
Product: ephrin type-A receptor 5-like
Exons: 19
Coding region: 9-2723 (904 amino acids)
Biological process (GO): axon guidance; protein phosphorylation; ephrin receptor signaling pathway
Cellular component (GO): dendrite; plasma membrane
Molecular function (GO): transmembrane-ephrin receptor activity; ATP binding; protein binding
Source: RefSeq, a predicted model, not a curated record